Molecule: messenger RNA, 1122 nt
Organism: Macrosiphum euphorbiae (potato aphid)
Lineage: Eukaryota; Metazoa; Arthropoda; Insecta; Hemiptera; Aphididae
Source: the annotation of a GenBank genome assembly
AUGAGACGUCGAAGAUUCCCAGCGCAACCCCUUGAUAUUGGACAACUUGCAGUGGCACUGAAUGAAGCACCAAAUGCCAUUUACACUCUUACAGUUCAAAAUCCUCCAUCUAGGUUCUUUCAACAAGCAUUGGUCGUCAAUGGAAGGAGUGUUGGUGUGAUCUUUGCGAACAUGGAUGCAGUCAACAAAUACAGAGAAGAAUUGGCCACUGUGACAUUGGUUGGGAUUGAUGGGACGUUCAAGACUGUGCCUCGUGUUCCAGCAGAUUUGAAAUGUCUCCUUACUAUCCAGGUGGUUUUCAAAAGUGUAUCCUUUCCAAUGGUCUAUGCUCUACUGGGGAGCAUGACUGAAGAAGUCUAUGCGGCUCUGUUUGAUAUUGUAAGAAAUAUUUUACCUUUGAAUUAUCAACGUAUUUGUUUUAUUACAGAUUAUGAAAAAGCUCUGAUGUCAGCCGUUCAACAAUCAUUUCCGGAAAGCCAAUUGAGAUGUUGUUGGUUCCAUUUUACUCAGUCAAUUGUACGGUAUUGUCACCGAAGGAUGAACAGUGUUUGUAAUUUAAUCCGUACGAACCCAGUAGCUGCUCGAGUUCUCAGAAUGGUUUUGGCAUUACCUCACCUACCCGCAACCAGGAAUGACCCGCGCUGUCCAUUUUCCAUGGAGGAUGGUUUCGAUGCCAUCAUGGACUACACAAGACAAUUUCCUCCAAUUGAACAAGGCAUGAGAAACUUUCUAAUUGGGUAUGUGCAAUAUUUUUGGUUGUUACAGGUCGGCCCAGGUUUAAUCAGUUGUUUUGGAGAAGAAUAUAGAACCAACAACUACUUGGAGUCUUUCCAUUCUACACUUCUAACCCAAAUGCAAAGACAUCCCAAUAUAUGGAAUUUUAUUCAAAAACUGACUGUCCUUGAAAAUCAGUAUUUCGUUGAAUUUGAUCAAGCCAGAAGAAACCUAAGGAUUAGAGAUCAAGCAUCAUGGAGGGAACGAGAGAACACUACCACUGUGUUAGCAGGUUAUGUGCAACAACUCAACAGAGAUGAAGACCUCACAGGAUUUUUGAGAAGGGCUGGACACCGCAAUGAUGGAUACGUACAAGGCAUAAUCGGACCAUAUCCACAAGAUCAGUAA